This is a messenger RNA of Sphaeroforma arctica JP610, 1568 nucleotides long. RefSeq lists its product as hypothetical. The record is from RefSeq and is a predicted model, not a curated record. The coding region runs from base 10 to 1359 and encodes 449 amino acids. Gene Ontology annotation, molecular function: phosphatidylinositol binding. Lineage: Eukaryota; Ichthyosporea; Ichthyophonida. The transcript has a single exon.
AGAAAGAAUAUGCUGAGCGAUAAGAUGGAAGCUUCAGGUGCGUAUGACGAGGUUGAGGACGUGAAAAUCUUUGGCGGAGAUUCAGGUAGCGCGGAAACUACUGAUGGUAGUGUAACUAAAGAUCUCAAACAGAUGCAAAUUAAUGACACCGACAAAGCUAUUGUGAGCGAGAAUAGUGGUGAGAAAGUAUGUCAGAAUGAGAAGAGCAACGCUGAAACUUACUAUAUCGCGUCUGCAUCGCUAGCUAGUGUACCUCAGUCAAGUACAGGCACAACUAAAACUGAGCAGAACAGAAAGGCAUCUACGUUACACGCGGUUAAAUCCACACAGGUGAACUCGGUUGACGAUCCUUUAGCGAUGCUGCGUGCGAGUGUGGGUGCGAGUGGUACUACAGUAGAUAUUUCCAGGGAUAUAAGUGACACAAUAGAACCCUCUCUACCAAGCAUCUCACCUGAAUCAUCCUCUAAGCGCAAAAAUAGGCAUGCAAUCAACGCUGAUAAGCAAACCAGCACACAUACGAGACCUUCUAGUAUUCAUAAACCUACAUCCGUGGUGAGACCUCGACAGACGAAGUGGGCUAGAGACCCUACUGUGGCCAAACCAGCACAAAGCUACACCUCAGAAAGUGCGUAUGAUAACGAGCGUAUGAACGGUGCUGGUGAUGAUGAUUCUGUCAUGCCUACACAUUCGAAGGAUUCGUCACGCCUCUCGUCUGACUACGGGAAUGAAAAGGAUGCUAGCUCUGACAGUACAAGUAGUAAACAACAGCGAAGUGAUAGGUACAACAACGGAAACGGACUAACAUUCAGCACGGAUAGUGACACGGAAUCCGUAGAGAGACGGAAAAGCAUCCGAUCGAAUGUAGAUACUCUCACCCGUAAGAAGGCCAAGUACAGUAUUACCAUCCCGGAAUGGAAGCGGUUUGAAAACGGGACAAGUGGCUCGAUGUUAGCAUACUUACCGAUGACGUCCGAUGUGAUCCUGUACCGAGUGCGGGUAGUAGUUAAGCGCAACGCGGCCAGAACAAGCUCCAAUACGACUACAUCUAGCACGAGUAAGAGUUCCGAGAGCAGUCAGACACCCAAGAAGCCGAAGGUGGUGAUCCUGUACCGUUCUUUCUCGGAUUUCCAAGCGUUGCAUGCAGCGAUCAAGGAGCAUUAUCUUACUUUCUGCCCCCAACAACAGCACACCAUCCCCAUACCUCCACAGAAGGAGUGGCUCUGGAAAGACCACUCUAAUCCUGGUUUUCUCGAGAAUAGACGAGUGUUGUUGGAGCAGUGGUUGAACUCUGUGUGUCUGUUGGAAUAUGCCGAAGAUUGUCCCAAAUUCAAGACUUUCAUGAUGCCCAGCAAGGCCUGAAGUGUAGCAUCCGUCAGAUUUCACACACUAAGUAUACAAAAGUGCACUGAAUAUAAAGUAUGUAUAUGAAAGGCUUUUCGAACUCUUCACGUUUUGGAGGCUAGUCGAGUUUGUUAGUUUUUAAAAUCCUUUCCAGACUUGUCACAACUAAAGAACCUUAGGCUACCCAGGAUGGUCUCGGCUUAUAUUAAAACUUGCAUCUGUGAGCG